AGAAACUAACGAUUAUUUCUUUACUCCUUGGUGUAUUUCUGACCGUUGCCGUUAUAGCUUUUAUAGCACUGUUGCUCAUACAUCUUAAAGUUCCUAUAGUUGACGUGUGUGACGGCCAUCAUUGUCAGAACGGAACCUGUGUAGCAGACAAUACCAGAAUACGAGGUUACACCUGUAACUGUACGCUUGGUUAUGUCGGGGACAAUUGUCAAGUUGCUGUAUGUGACAACCAUGAUUGCCAGAAUGGGACGUGUAUGGCGGACCAACACAGGAUAAGAGGAUACACGUGUAACUGUAGCAACGGCUUUGUCGGGGACAAUUGUCAAGUUGAUGUAUGUGACAACCAUGAUUGUCAGAGUGGGACUUGUGUGGCGCACCAAUCCAGGAUAAGAGGAUACACGUGUAACUGUACUAUUGGUUUUGACGGGGACAAUUGUCAAGAUAUAGACAAAUGUGAAGAAGAGAAAAAGAAAUUACAGACCGACUUGAAGGAGGCGCAAAAACCAGAACUAAGGACCAUAAUAAUCUGUGAGGCAGAUGACGGAGAAAUCCGUUGUGAGAACUCCAAAAGACUAAAAAUAGAGUCUGCCAAUUAUGGUCGCACCGAAGCUGUUGUGUGUCCUGGUACAAAUUCCAAUACUAACUGCCGAUUAGAUGUACAGGGCCAGUUAUCAGAAAAAUGUGAUAAUGAAACUCGCUGCCCAGUUCCAUCUAGAUGGGAAGACUUAGGCGGAGUGGACCCUUGUUCGGGGAUUUACAAAUACGUUGAAGUUACUUACACGUGUUUUUAG
Molecule: messenger RNA, 791 nt
Organism: Saccostrea cuccullata (small rock oyster)
Lineage: Eukaryota; Metazoa; Mollusca; Bivalvia; Ostreida; Ostreidae
Product: L-rhamnose-binding lectin CSL3-like
Exons: 6
Coding region: 255-791 (178 amino acids)
Molecular function (GO): carbohydrate binding
Source: RefSeq, a predicted model, not a curated record